Lacerta agilis (Sand lizard) is the source of this 3127-nucleotide messenger RNA. RefSeq names its product inositol polyphosphate-5-phosphatase J (gene INPP5J). The transcript is spliced from 13 exons. The coding region runs from base 39 to 2834 and encodes 931 amino acids. Gene Ontology annotation, cellular component: ruffle; plasma membrane; cytoplasm. The record is from RefSeq and is a predicted model, not a curated record. Gene Ontology annotation, biological process: phosphatidylinositol dephosphorylation; negative regulation of peptidyl-serine phosphorylation. Gene Ontology annotation, molecular function: phosphatidylinositol-4,5-bisphosphate 5-phosphatase activity; phosphatidylinositol-3,4,5-trisphosphate 5-phosphatase activity. Lineage: Eukaryota; Metazoa; Chordata; Lepidosauria; Squamata; Lacertidae.
GGGAGCUCAGCAUCGCCGGGGAAGGAGCUGCGCACGCGAUGGAGCAGCCGCCGCUCAGCAGCGCCAGCAGCCGGAGGAAGCAGGGGCUGGCCGGGGGCCGAGCCGCCUCGGGGGCGUCCGAGCGGCGCCAGAUGGAGUCCAGUCACCGUGGCAGCAGGGACCAAGGCCCGCCCUCCCCCAUCGGGUCCCAGCCGGUGUCUCCACGCAACAGUAUCGCAGGAUUGGCGUCGCCAGGGCUGUUCUCUCCUGCCAACAACCAGUACACCUCAGAUGGGAAAGUCCGGUACCAGCCUGAGGGAUCCAGCAAUGCCGCGUAUACCGGAGGAAACCUGCCAAGUGGGACUAGGCCCGACUCGCUCUUUGACUCUUUCCACACCCGGUUGCAGCCCGACGGGUCUCGCCAUUUGGCAUCUGAGAGACAGAACCAGCCUCUCUCCUUGGAUCUCAACAGAGCCCAGCCGGAGGGCUCUGGGGGCGUCCAUGUGUUCAACACCCCAAACCUGCGCUCUCCGGUAGAGUUGCGGCCGUUGUCCCCAGCCUCCGGCAGCUCGUCAACCCAAUCCAACGUCUCUCCCUCCAUGAAACUCAGCCAGUCGCCCAGCCGGGGUGUGCUCCCAGAACUUUGCGGCCUGGACCCAGUGACCUCUGGCAUCCUCGCCACGGUGGAACUCAAGGACACUAUCCCAAAGGCCGAAUCCAGCGACCACAUCUACCUGGGUCGCUCCGGCUCCUCGCACCGGCCCAUGUCCCUCCCGAAAGCCAUCUCGAGCGAGUACAUCUCGGGCGGAGGAAGGGUGGGCCCCUCUAAGUCCGCCAUGCUCUCCAAGGCUGAGUCAGAGGAGAUCGUCUCGUAUGGCAGGCUCCGGCAGCCUCCCAAAUCCCAGGACCUGGGCAGCAGCAACAUGAAUCCCAAGGAAAGCUUCCUGGUGCGACUCGGCCAGCCCCACACCAAGCAGGACAAUGAGUUUCGCAUCACUGUCGUGACCUGGAACGUUGGUACAGCCAUGCCUCCCACCGACGUGACCUCGCUCCUGCACCUCAACACGGGGGACUCCAACGACACAGACAUGAUCACCAUUGGGCUCCAGGAGGUGAACUCCAUGAUCAACAAACGGCUCAAAGAUGCUCUUUUCACAGACCAGUGGAGCGAACUCUUCAUGGAGGUGUUGAGUCCAUUUAAUUUUGUACUGGUGAGCACGGUGCGGAUGCAAGGUGUCAUCCUGAUGGUCUUUGCCAAGUACUACCACCUGCCGUUUCUACAGGAUAUCCAGACGGACUGCACCAGGACGGGACUGGGAGGAUACUGGGGCAAUAAAGGCGGGGUGAGCAUCCGCCUCUCCAUCUUUGGCAACAUGGUCUGCUUCCUAAACUGCCACCUACCAGCACACAUGGAGAAGGCAGAGCAGCGCAAGGAGGACUUCACCACCAUCCUCCAAAUGCAGCAGUUCGAAGGGCCGUCAGCCAGCGGGAUCCUUGACCACGACAUCGUCUUUUGGUUUGGGGACCUCAACUUCCGCAUUGAGAGCCUAGACAUCCGCUUUGUGAAAUAUGCAAUUGACAACAACAUCCUCCACCAGCUCUGGGAGAAGGACCAGCUGAACAUCGCUAAGAACACAUGGCCUAUCUUGAAAGGCUUUCAGGAGGGACCCCUCAACUUCCCCCCAACCUUCAAGUUUGAUGUGGGCACCGACAUGUAUGACACCAGUGCCAAGAAAAGGAAGCCGGCUUGGACCGACCGGAUCCUGUGGAAGAUCAAAGGCUCUGGCGCGCCGACCCAUCCCGGGAGAUCCAUCUGUGGCCUCCUGUCUGUGAACCAGCUUUGCUAUUGCAGCCACAUGGAGUACACCGUCAGUGACCACAAGCCAGUGGUCUCCAUCUUUGCCGUGAAGUUUGCUUCCAGGGCUGACAUGCCGCUGGUGGAGCUUCAGGUAGCUGAUGAGUGGACAAAACCGGAGCAAGCUGUCACCUGGUACAAGGUGUCUUCGAGCUAUCACCGCAGCUCCUGGGACUGGGUCGCUCUUUACCGGGUGGGCUUCCGACACUUGAAGGACUAUGUUGCCUAUGUCUGGGCAAAGCAGGAAGACGCCGAAAGCAAUGUUUACCAGUUACUAUUUCCAGAAGAGUCUCUACCCAAAGGGAAGGGCGACUAUAUCCUGGGUUACUACAGCAAUAGCUACAGCUGUUUGGUGGGUGUGACAGAGCCCUUCCAGAUUUCACUGCCCACCUUGGAGCAAGCCACCAGCCCCACUGACAGCUCCAGCAGCACCUCGGAAGAAGAGGACGACAGCACCCUGGUCCUGCUGGGCCCCAAAUCCCGCAGCCCCAGCCCCGGGAAGAUGAAGGGUCACCGCAGCCGCAGCCCCAGUUUGGCCAAGUUCCAUGGACUCAUCCUGCGCUCAUCAAGCCGGGACCAGGCAGCCAGCCGCAGCCCCUCACCCCAGGGCCGCCGGGGAAGCAGCAUCCUCAAGAGCGAAAUCCCCAGCAUCCAGUUCUCCAAGGACAGCCCCCGCCAACGCUCCAAGUCGCGAGAGGCUGCCCAAAAUGCAGAGAGCCUCGUCGGGCCUCGCCUCCAAAGCCCCUGGCGCUUUGACGAGAACCCCCUGGCCCGCACAGACCCCCGCAACCUGGGACUGCUGCCAGCCGUGCGCCUGGAAACCAUUGAUCAAGUCAUGGGCCCCCGGCGGGAGAGUGCCGACCAGGGCCUGCCUCCCCGCAGGAUGAGCCCCACCAGUCCGACCGUGGCCCUGGCCACCCUCUUCAGCACCUCCCCAAAGGAGGGGUUAUCCCCAGACCACCAAGGUCCAAACCAUCCCAGCCGUGAGGCGGGACACUGAGGGGGACGCAGCCAGCCGCCAUGAGCCCACUGUCCAACCAUCCCGUGUAGUGAGCUUGCAGUGUUAUCUCUCUGUGUCCUUUACCUGCCAGUUUUCUGCUCCGUGUGUGUCUUUUUCUCUCCCGGUGUGCGACACGAAGACCUGGGGGAAGGGGGCAGCCACUUGUCAGGCCCCGUCUUCCGACUCGAGUAUGCUUGACAAUCAACUUCCUCCCUCCUUGUGCGUAGGGGGCUGAGCAUCGCGAGUGAAAAGCCCUUAGCCCCCUUGGCCUUUUCACCCAUAGAAACUCCCCA